Molecule: messenger RNA, 366 nt
Organism: Coniosporium apollinis CBS 100218
Lineage: Eukaryota; Fungi; Ascomycota; Dothideomycetes
Exons: 1
Coding region: 1-366 (121 amino acids)
Source: RefSeq, a predicted model, not a curated record
AUGUCUACCGUCAACACUGGCGACGCCGCCCCCUCCGCUGUCCCUGCAGGAAACCUUCACAUCGGGAAGCGAGCCAAGCUCCGCGCAGCCGCUGCCCUCCUCAAAGCACGCUCCAAGAUCGAGCCCAUACUCGCCAAAGCCGACCCCACCCAUCAGCCGGCCGCUCGUCGCCUGCGAGCCAGAGAGAAGGCUGCUGUUCUGCGUGCUCGGGCCCGUGGCAAGAAGCUCCUCGUCAAAGAGGACAAGGCGGAAGAGAAAGCUGAGCGUGCUCUCUCGGUUCAAGGCCCUUUUGAGAGCAUGAAGGCGAAGAGAGCGAAGAGGAAGGCUGAGAAAGCCUUGAAGAAGGCGAAGAAGGCCGUUGUUUGA